This is a messenger RNA of Falco peregrinus (peregrine falcon), 768 nucleotides long. RefSeq names its product stathmin domain containing 1 (gene STMND1). Lineage: Eukaryota; Metazoa; Chordata; Aves; Falconiformes; Falconidae. The record is from RefSeq and is a predicted model, not a curated record.
AUGGGCUGCAAUAUUUCUAACCGGGUCGCUGUCACCCAGCUGUCUUCUGAAGAGCUACAGAAGAACCAGGAAGCCAAAAGCCAGACUAAAAAUGACAGCACUGCUGGAACAGAAGCUGCCCCCUCACAGGAUGGGGCAGCUUGGCCAAUGGGCACCUCAAAGGACAGAGCCAAACUUGGAUGCGAGACCAGUGAGGGAGACUCCCCCAACGACCUACCAGAAAGAUUUACACCUCAGAAAAACAGCAAUGCACAACACACAGAUGCACUGCUCACCAGUGAGUUCAUCAGUAAAUCAUGGUCCUUACGGGAUACAAGGAGGCAAAAAUCAUCAGACAUUCUAGAGGAGCUGAGGAUGCAGGGAAUAAUCAAGAGCCAAAGUACCACUGCCAAGACAGCAGAAGUGUAUGAAAACAAGGGAGAUGCCCUGGAAAAGACACUGAAGAAAUCCCCAGGUAGGCUGGAAGAAAUUCAGUUUGGAAACAAGGAAGUGGGUGAUUUUACAGUGAAGGACAUGAAGAUUUCUGCUGAAGUGAAAAAACAGGUUAGGGAAGAGGAACUGAACAAAAUGCCACAACACAUCACAUUUUUUUCUGCAACUGUCCACCAGACUACAGGGAAACAGACUGAACAAGACCACCCAAGUUCUGAAAGUCAAGAGGGUACAUACACCCCUCAGCCCUCACCUCCAGACAUGAGCCAAGGGUACCACCAAAGGAAACAACUGCAGCAGAAGCCACAAUUACUCCAGGACUUUCAUCAAGUCUGA